AUGUACUACCUGAUUGUUAUUUUUGUGUUUAUUUUGGAUGUCUGGACGAUUCGUACAGUAAGACUCAAUGCUUCAGACUCCGACUGUGCCAACAAACUGGCGGCAAAUUUGGAUAAACAUAACAUCGAAUAUACAAUAGACACAAUCAACGUUUCAAUUCUAAUUAUCUACAAUUUUCCUUUUUUUCAAAACUCUGCUUUAAAAGUUUUUAUUCCCAGACAAUCCCUUACCGACAAUAGCGAAGCACAAUGGAUUAAGGAGUUGCCACGUUAUGUAGAAGACAACACCACCGCUGAGGAAGUACUUCAGGGAUCAACACCCUGGACCAAUGAGGUCUUGAGGAAAGCAUACUUCAAAAACCUAAGAGCGAGUUUCAAACGAGGAACCAAAACAGAAAGAGGGCAACGAAAAAUGGCUCACAAAGAAGCCCUGCAAACAGUAGCAUUAUUCAUGGAACUACCAGAGUACCCUGACUUUCCAAGCGCGAGAAAGGAACAUCUCAAAAGACGUUCACUCAUGCAAAACAUCCCCGGAGUCGAGAUUUGA
Helobdella robusta is the source of this 546-nucleotide messenger RNA. RefSeq lists its product as hypothetical. NCBI's taxonomy places the organism in Eukaryota, Metazoa, Annelida, Clitellata, Rhynchobdellida, Glossiphoniidae. The coding region runs from base 1 to 546 and encodes 181 amino acids. The record is from RefSeq and is a predicted model, not a curated record. The transcript has 2 exons.